Molecule: messenger RNA, 183 nt
Organism: Plasmopara halstedii
Lineage: Eukaryota; Oomycota; Peronosporomycetes; Peronosporales; Peronosporaceae
Exons: 2
Coding region: 1-183 (60 amino acids)
Source: RefSeq, a predicted model, not a curated record
AUGCGAAUGCAGAAGAGCUACACCGAUUUGGUGGCUGCAAGGCGAGCGCAACGAAAACGGAUCGAAGAGAUAGGUCGUAGCGAAGCGGAUGGCUUGGGGUGGAGGGACAAAAAACAAACGAGGCUUGAACGGUGUUGUAAGGGGAAUGGCUUUUUUCUGAACGAUUGUACAGAAGAAGACUAA